ACCGCAUUUAGGAGAAUUAUCCGAAACAAGUCAACAGAACAGUUCUCUGGCUUGCCUUACAUAUGUGCCCUUUUGACUUGCUUGCUUUGUGCCUGGUAUGGCAUACACACAUUCAAUUCAGCUGGUGCUGUUUGUCAACUUACCUACAUAACCUUGUUCAUUGUAUACACUGAGAGGGCACAAAAGCUUAGAAUGUUUGGGUUACUUGUGGCUGUUUUUGGACUAUUUGCAAUCAUAAUCGUCGGGAGCUUGCAAAUAACUAAAUUCCCUACACGCCAUAUCUUCGUGGAGAUUAUAAGCGGUGCCUCUCUUGUAUCAAUGUCUGCUUCUCCACUGUUUAUAAUUAGUUUGGUGAUACAGACAAGAAGCGUGGAAUUCAUGCCACUCUACCUUUCCCUCUCAAUCUUUUCGGUGAACAAAGUCUUCUUCUUGUAUGGAAUUCUGAGAUCUGAUCCCUUCAUAUACAUCUGUAUGAAAUCUGUUGAAAGACGGUUAGUUGAUGAAGCUGUUGAAACUGGAUAA
Molecule: messenger RNA, 522 nt
Organism: Thlaspi arvense
Lineage: Eukaryota; Viridiplantae; Streptophyta; Magnoliopsida; Brassicales; Brassicaceae
Source: the annotation of a GenBank genome assembly